AUGUCGAAUCCAUCAUCUCCAUCCGCUUCUUCUUCUAUUUCAGCCCAUGAGGCCAAUGCUCAACAUAAGACUGGCUCAGACCAAGUGUUGGGUGCGCCUCGUGUGGUUCAUCAGGUGACCGCCGAUGGUGAGUACGUUACAAUUGGAGCACAAACUUUCAGACGCCAGGACUUGGCAAAUAUAUUCGUGAACGAUUUGGAUUCAGAGACUUAUCGUAGACGUCCAAAAUUGCAAAGACUAGCCAAUCCCGUGCCACUGGGACUGGCGUCGUUCUCCUUCUGUGCUCUCACACUUUCGCUGGUAAAUGCUAGAGUACGUGGUGUGACAAUCCCAUCAUUGCUAGUUGCGCCUUUCCUCUUCUUUGGUGGUGCUAUCGAGUUAUUUGCUGGAUUGCUAUGCUUCGUAACGGGCGAUACUUAUGCGAUGACUGUCUUCAGUGCAUUUGGUGGGUUUUGGAUUAGUUGGGGUUGUAUUAACACAGAAGCAUUUGGUGUAACAGCCGCCUAUGCUGAUGAUCCGCAGAUGUUUGCCAAUAUUACAGGGUUUUUCCUAGCCGGUUGGGUAGUCUUCACUUUUCUAGUAUGGCUAUGCUCCAUGAAAAGUACUUGGGGAUUAUUCCUAUUACUAGGAUUCUUAGACAUGACUUUCCUGUUGUUGUGUAUAGGUACGUUCAUUGGAAAUGUGAAUGUUACAAUGGCAGGUGGGUAUUUCGGUAUUUUGAGUUCUAUUUGUGGAUGGUAUUCGUUGUAUUGUGGUAUAUCAAAUGACGAUAAUGGGUACUUGCCGUUAAGAGCUUAUGCUAUGCCUAAUGCCGCAACCGUCUAA
Messenger RNA from Torulaspora delbrueckii, 825 nucleotides. It is a transcript of the gene ATO3, whose product is annotated as putative ammonium permease ATO3. The record is from RefSeq and is a predicted model, not a curated record. Gene Ontology annotation, cellular component: plasma membrane. Bases 1 to 825 code for a protein of 274 amino acids. Lineage: Eukaryota; Fungi; Ascomycota; Saccharomycetes; Saccharomycetales; Saccharomycetaceae. The transcript has a single exon. Gene Ontology annotation, molecular function: acetate transmembrane transporter activity.